AUGAGAAGUAUAAAGGCCGUUGUUGUCGGAGACGGAGGUGUUGGUAAAACAUGUCUUCUCAUCUCGUACACCACAAAUACAUUCCCCAACGAUUACAUCCCAACAGUUUUCGAUAACUAUUCAGCGCUGGUGAUGAUCGAUGGCCAGCCGAUUAAAUUGGGGCUCUGGGAUACUGCGGGCCAAUCGGAGUACGACCGGUUGCGUCCUUUGUCGUACCCACAAACGGAGAUCUUCUUGUGCUGUUUUUCUGUGGUCAGCCCGGUCUCAUUUGAGAAUGUCAAGGCAAAAUGGAUCCCAGAAAUCUUGCAUCACUCACCGCGCGACAUUUUGAUUGUGUUGGUGGGAACGAAGCUGGACUUGCGUGAUGAUUUGCAUGUGAUGGACGAGUUGCAGAUGCGGAACGAGAGACCCGUGCUGGAGCAGCAGGGCCAGAAGUUGGCCAAGGACUUGGGUGCGGUGAAAUAUUUGGAGUGUUCAGCUGCUACGCAGGUGGGUGUCCAGGAAUUGUUCGAUUAUUGUAUUCGCGCGGUGUUGGACCCUCCUUCUGCUGCUGAUGUUGUACAAGAGUCUGCGCCUGCCCCAGCCGGUGGAAAUGGUGUCGCUACUCGUAGAACAAAGUUGCGUCGUCUGAAGAAAUGUUCCAUUUUGUAA
Australozyma saopauloensis is the source of this 651-nucleotide messenger RNA. RefSeq names its product Rho family GTPase (gene RAC1). NCBI's taxonomy places the organism in Eukaryota, Fungi, Ascomycota, Pichiomycetes, Serinales, Metschnikowiaceae. The transcript has a single exon. Gene Ontology annotation, biological process: engulfment of apoptotic cell; regulation of cell shape; small GTPase-mediated signal transduction. The record is from RefSeq and is a predicted model, not a curated record. The coding region runs from base 1 to 651 and encodes 216 amino acids. Gene Ontology annotation, molecular function: GTPase activity; GTP binding; protein kinase binding. Gene Ontology annotation, cellular component: cytoskeleton; cytoplasmic vesicle; cell projection.